Anneissia japonica is the source of this 2506-nucleotide messenger RNA. Its product is annotated as helix-loop-helix protein 1-like. Lineage: Eukaryota; Metazoa; Echinodermata; Crinoidea; Comatulida; Comatulidae. The transcript is spliced from 2 exons. Gene Ontology annotation, biological process: regulation of transcription by RNA polymerase II. Gene Ontology annotation, molecular function: RNA polymerase II cis-regulatory region sequence-specific DNA binding; DNA-binding transcription factor activity, RNA polymerase II-specific; protein dimerization activity. The coding region runs from base 128 to 532 and encodes 134 amino acids. The record is from RefSeq and is a predicted model, not a curated record.
UCCAUAUUUGACUGGUGACUGCAUGGUCGCGAGACAUUUCUUGGCUCGGGUUCAGCUAGUAAGGUUCUACAAUAGUUUGUAAUAUUAUUUGCGUAGGCUUAUAAGGCCUAGUAUUUUUAAUACCAGGAUGAAUUGCUCUAUUAUAAGUGACUCGAUAAGGUGUACAUCGUCUAUAGAAACUGGAAUGCCGAGUAUGAUACUACCAAACGUGGUGAAGAAGGAGGAGGAGCCGGAAGACAUAAAUGGACGGCCGGAACAGAACGAAAAUAGCAACACCACUUCCAAAUCAUCCCGUAACGAUUAUCUUUCAUUGUCGAGGGAAGAACGUCGUCGACGACGUAGGUCGACGGCAAAGUACCGCAGUGCACACGCGACACGUGAGCGGAUACGAGUUGAGGCGUUCAAUAUAGCAUUCGGCGAACUGCGUACAUUGUUGCCCACGUUACCACCUGACAAGAAACUGUCAAAAAUUGAGAUUCUACGAUUAGCAAUAUGUUAUAUAUCUUAUUUAAAUCAUGUGUUGGAUAUGUGAAAGACAUGAGAACGUCUAAAGGUUGAAACAGCAAGAUGUCGUAUUGACUUUGACUACAUGCACACAAACUGAACGAAGAAAACAGAAACAUCAUCUGUAUGAAUGCCACAUAACGUAGCGGAUAUUAAAAUGUCGAGCGUUAAAUUCCAGGUUGCUCUGUCUGUCUGUUUUGCCAUCUUCUGUGUGAAGGUGUGGCAAUCAACUGUCAGGCCUACAUACAUCCAGAUAUGAACUUCUUUGGCACGCUGCUCUGUGUGUAUGGUGUGUCCAGUCUCUUCCCGGAUUAAUCUAGGCCUUCAGUUUAUUACAGCAACCAACAAUUCAUUUCGACAAACUUUCAGUCUUUAAUGCAUUGCUUUGUAGUUCUUCCAACGAUCGUGGUCAGAGUGCUGUUAAAACUUGAAAGAAGUGGAUACAGUAUUUGCAUCUGAAAUUCUCUUUACGACAGGUGGUUACUGUAUUUUGACAGACUGUCUUUAUCUACAUUAAUGUUUGAAGGCCUAUAAUGUAUAAUGUUAUUUUUUAUUAAUUAAUUAAUUUAUUUAUUUAUUUCAGCUUAGAGUUAUAGAAAAAUAUGUAGACAUAGGCCUAUAAUUUGAUGGGUAGUGUGCAAUUCUUGAAAUGGCGGAGGGGGGUUGGUUGUUUUGGGGAUUUCAUUCAGCUGGUACUGAUGGAUGUGGGAUAAUUAAAUAUAGAUAUCUACACAGUAAAACAGUAAGCCAAAUAAUGAUGAAUUAGAGACCAAUUUUCUUAAGGUUAUGCAGCAGCGGUGGCGUGUGCCAGCGGGGGAAGUGAGGACAGGCCUGGACCCCUGUCGUCCGACACCGCGACGAGGUGUCAGAUCAAAAAUAAUAAUUUGCCUAUCCAAGUAACUUUAUUUUGAUUGCCAUUCAUUAUUAUUGUGGUCUAAAAGCACAAUUUGGGAUACUAAGAAGCAAAAACUCUCCCCGUCAACUCUACCAGGGAAUUUUUUUUAUUCUGGGACGAUCUGGACUGAGGCUCUGAGUCGGUUUUUCGGUUUGGAAACCCUCGUUGGACAUGUCGGACCCCGUCCGUAAUUUUCUGGAGCCAGCGCUGGUUUGCAAUCGAUUUCCGGGAUGGAAAUUAAAUGGCCAGAUUAAGAUUUACAAGGAAGUACUAAAAUAGACGGUAGUACCUUACCUUUUAUCAGAUAAGGCUCUUAGAUUUUUUUUUUAAAAUUUAUUGUCCCACAACAGCGCCCCCUUGUGUUCGAUGCUGAUGGACAGUAAUUGAACAUGCAAUAUUCACUAGAAAUAUAUUAUUAUUUUGCGGUGAGCACUCUAUAGUAAUAACGUAUAUAUUAUUAUAUAGAAGUGUAUCAUGUAUUAAGUUGGUUUUUUAUUGCAUAAAUGCCGUAACGGUUCAUGUAUUAACGCAACGUGAUAGGAUAAGUUUGGUAAUCCCAAUUCUGGACCUCAUUUCGCAAACAACUUAAAGAGGAUUUGAGGAUGUGUUCGGUUAGUAGUCUCAGAAUAGUAUGCGCAAUAUAUGGAUAUGUAAAUGUUUGCGAUGUGAGUAACAUGCGUACAAAAGGCAUGUAUCAUGGUGUUGGUGUGUACGCGUACGAGUUCAUGACGUCAUCCUCAAUUAUGCAUUUUCAUGCGAUGAGUCUAAUUAUGUGCUCUAUUUUAUCUCUAUCCGUAAUCAUUUAAUUUAUUACACUAGGAACGCCCCAAAGUUGUAAUAAACAGGCUGAGGUGUGUUCGGUGUUUACCCCUCUUCAACCACAGGCCCUAUGAAUUUUUUGCUUAUGAUCCCUAUUCCUAGAUUUUAUGUACGCUUUAUUCACUUAUUUCACCAAAUAAUAUAGUACAGUAGUAGUAGUAUAGAGUUCGUCGUCUACCUCCAAUGCAUUUCCUAUAUUAAUAAUAUAAUAUACACUAUUUAUUAUAAUAUGGUACAUAAAAGUCAACUCGUUUGUGAGGAUAUGAAAUAAAUAUGCGUUCGUAAUAA